Molecule: messenger RNA, 666 nt
Organism: Solanum tuberosum (potato)
Lineage: Eukaryota; Viridiplantae; Streptophyta; Magnoliopsida; Solanales; Solanaceae
Exons: 1
Coding region: 1-666 (221 amino acids)
Source: RefSeq, a predicted model, not a curated record
AUGGUAGAAUACCUUCAAAAGAUGAAGACUUGUGAUGAUAAUCUCCCAGUUGCGGCACACCCUGUCAUUGAUGAUGAUCUUAUAUUAUAUAUUCUUGGAGGACUUGGAGAAGAAUAUGAUGUUGUGGUUUUCUUCGUCACUUAUAGAGCGGAAUUAAUUUCCUCGUUCGAUCUUUAUGGCUUGAUUUUAAGUCAUGAGUAUCAUUUGGAACAAGGAUUAGGCCAAGCCAACUUGUCUGCUAGACAAUCCAAUAAUCCUAACUAUGAAAAUUCAUUUAAGAAGCCUAUUAAUUUCAAUAGCAAUCAGGCUUAUGGUGGCAGGUCUAGACGAGGACGAGGUCGGGGUCGCAACACUGACUCAUCCAACCAAAAUCAGGGUCAAGUUUGCAACAAGUUUGGACACUUGGCUCUAAAUUGCUACCACCAUUUCGACCAUGCCUAUCAAGUUACAUCCAAGUCGCACAUGAAUGUUCUUAUUGCACAGCCUUUCAUGGUUGGAGACUCGAAUUGUUACCCGAAUUCUGGAGCUACUCAUCAUUUAACUAAUGAUUUGCCGAAUAUAGCGGUAAAAGAAAAGUAUCUAGGAAGCGAUCAAAUUCAUGUUGGUAAUGGCUCAUGUUUGACAAUAUCUCAUUUUGAUCAUUCCAUCUUACCUUUAGUUAGUUGA